Molecule: messenger RNA, 2583 nt
Organism: Ostreococcus tauri
Lineage: Eukaryota; Viridiplantae; Chlorophyta; Mamiellophyceae; Mamiellales; Bathycoccaceae
Product: BCCT transporter family
Exons: 2
Coding region: 1-2583 (860 amino acids)
Biological process (GO): nitrogen compound transport
Cellular component (GO): plasma membrane
Molecular function (GO): transmembrane transporter activity
Source: RefSeq, a predicted model, not a curated record
AUGCCGGGCGCGUCGAAGCCGUCGCGCGAACGCGUCGCGCGCGACCGCGCGCGCGAUGCGCGACGCGACGAGGACGUGGCGGCGGGACGGUUCGUUCGGGCGAAUCGUUGGAUUGCGUUCGAUUUCGCCGCUUUUCCGAUAAUCAGAGCGAACUGGGUGGUGUUCCUCCUGGCGACGGUCACGCUGUGGGGGUUCGUGAUCGGGGUGACGACGAGCGAGGCCAAUGUGAGGGGGGCGGGGCAGGUAUCGGCGGUCUCGACGUUUUUUGCAAACGCCACGAGCGCAAUCACGCACAACUUUACGUGGUUUUACACGUUGACGCAAAACGCGUGGCUGGUCGUGGUUUUUUACGUGUUGCUGAAGAAAAAGUACGCCAACGUGAGGCUGGGGACACAAGACGACGCUCCGGAGUACUCAGAUCUCGUGUGGUUCAUACUCAUUUUCACUACUGGUCUGGGAACCGGGAUAUUUUACUUCGGCGUGAGCGAGCCGAUGUACUACUACCGCGACGAUGCUGGUGCGCUGAACACAAAUUCGAACUACUUGGCGAAGAUUCCGUUCAUGAAUGACGACCAGCGAGCAUCGAUGGCUAUGUUUCUGACGUUCUUUCAUUGGGGGUUCCACGGUUGGGCCCCGUAUCUCGUCGUCGGCCUCACCACGGGCGUGGUGUGCUAUCGCUUGGGAAGACCGCUCACCCUACGCAGUGCGUUUUAUCCGCUCUUCGGCGAUUACGUGAACGGGCUGUUCGGAGAUAUCAUCGACGCCAUGUCCAUCGCAUGCACCACGUUUGGUUUGUCUACCUCGCUCGGUUUGGGGGCGAACAGUAUCAACGCCACCAUUCACAGAAUGAAUAGCGCUAUUCCGAAUGAUAACGAGAGCGUAAAAUCUUUCAUAAUUUGGAUCAUCACCGCGCUCACGACGGGGGCGGUCGUAAGCGGACUCGAUCGUGGUAUGGUACCCAUGGCGAUAUUGGCUUUUGGCGUUUUGUCCGCAUUAAUCUUGCUGCUAUUCAUGCUUGACAACACGUGGUACAUUGCGAAUAUCUUCACGCAGACGACUGGGACGUACAUGCAGUACUUUAUUCAAGCCGGUUUCGACAACGAUGCACUGCCUCAGCUCGCUCUCGAAUUUCAAGAGAAAGAUCCGCACCUCUGGGGCAACCCGGGCAUCAAGGGUCGCGUUGAAAUCGCCUUGGGUACGACCAUGGCUGAUUCACAGACGUACUACGAAAGCACUCCAGCCUCCUUCAUGAACUCUUGGACUGUUUUCUACUGGGCGUGGUGGAUCACUUGGGCUCCGUUCGUGGGCCUAUUUAUCGCCAGAAUAUCACGCGGGCGCACUGUGAGAGAGAUCAUCCUCGUUGGAAUGUUUGUACCGAUGAUAUCUGGAUUCUUUGCCCUAUCGGUUCUCGGCUCCCUUGGAAUUCGCAUGGAACGCAUCGCAGAGUUAUCCCUGAAGUAUGCACCCGAUUGGCGGAAGGGUGUGGUGAACUGCGCGGGUCUGGGGUACCUAAACAACGAACCGGCGAGCGACGCGGCGAUAAAGCUCGCCAACGACGUCGGAAUUUAUGCGCUGGCGUGCAGGAAAUCGACCGACAGAAUUUUAGACAUCUUGGAACCUUACGGGAAUUUGACAAAACUUUUACAGUUGUUGGUUCUGAUAGGAGUGAUCUCUUUCUUCGUCACUUCUGCUGACGCGGGUGCGUUCACGGAUGAUAUGAUUGCCGCUGGUGGCAUCGACAACGCACCGGUUUUGCAAAGAGUGUGGUGGUCCAUCACGCAAGGCGCGACGGCCCAAGCGUUACUUAGCACUAGCAAAACGGGCCUAUCGACGAUAUCGUCAGUCAGUAUUUGCGCCGCCCUUCCUUACACGUUCGCUUUGAACGCGAUGUGCGUCGCACUUUUCCGCGCUUUGGACGAGGCAAACGGUGAUCCAAAGUAUCUGAGCAUGCGAAAAAACUUCUCCACAUCUAUCAUCGACGUAUUUGAUAAUUUCAAUGGACCAGAUGGGUCUCCCGACGGAAAGAUUAUGUCGACAAAGGAGCGAUUGAUUCUGCUAUUAAGGAUCAUCCUCAACCCGUAUCACGCAAUGUUCAUCUCCGCGUUAGAGCUGUUCACGCCGUUCGGUAUAUCGGUAUUCUCAUUUACGUGCACGACAAUUUAUUAUGCUUGGAUCCUACUCCUCUGUCUUACUCCGUUGAAGCAGGGAACGCACAGUCUUGCGUGGCUGAUGUAUCUGCUCUUCGCGAUGCUCACGACGGCGAUCCGUUAUAACUUGCGAGCAAAGUGGCACAUCGUGGGUAACCUUAUGGAUGACUUCAUCGCAUGCUUCUUCUUUUAUCCGUUUGCGCUGGCUCAAAUGAAGUUAGAGGUGGAGAGUCACAAGGGGAGAGCACCGCCGUCUCGUCCACGAGAUUGGAGCGUUCGAGGCAGAAUAAUGAAUGACACGAGCGUACGAAGUGGAAGAUCGGACGCGAGCAUUCGAGGGAAGAGGCACUUACCGUCUGUCACGGCUGCGAAUGUCGCACACUUUGAAUCGAAAUCGAACGAAAACGGCGUCACGGACGUCGCGGACAUGGCGUAA